This is a messenger RNA of Rangifer tarandus platyrhynchus (Svalbard reindeer), 1083 nucleotides long. NCBI's taxonomy places the organism in Eukaryota, Metazoa, Chordata, Mammalia, Artiodactyla, Cervidae. The record is from the annotation of a GenBank genome assembly.
AUGCCGGGCACUGUGGCAACACUUCGGUUCCAGCUGCUGCCCCCAGAGCCAGAUGAUGCCUUCUGGGGAGCACCCUGUGAACAGCCCCUGGAGCGCAGGUACGAGGCACUGCCGGCCCUCGUUUGCAUCAUGUGCUGUCUGUUUGGAGUCGUCUACUGCUUCUUCGGUUACCGUUGCUUCAAGGCAGUACUCUUUCUCACCGGGUUGCUGUUUGGCUCGGUGGUCAUCUUCCUGCUGUGCUACCGAGAGCGGGUGCUGGAGACGCAGCUGAGUGCCGGGGCAAGCGCAGGCAUUGCGCUAGGCAUUGGGCUGCUCUGCGGGCUGGUGGCCAUGCUGGUGCGCAGCGUGGGCCUCUUCCUGGUGGGCCUGCUGCUUGGCCUUCUGCUUGCCGCUGCUGCCCUGCUGGGCUCUGCACCCUACUACCAGCCGGGCUCUGUCUGGGGCCCCCUGGGGCUGCUGCUGGGGGGUGGCCUGCUCUGCGCCCUGCUCACUCUGCGCUGGCCCCGCCCGCUCACCACCCUGGCCACCGCGGUGACCGGUGCCGCACUCAUCGCCACGGCUGCUGACUACUUUGCCGAGCUGCUGCUGCUGGCGCGCUACGCGGUGGAGCGUCUGCGGGCCGCCCCCGUACCCCCGCUCUGCUGGCGGAGCUGGGCCUUGCUGGCACUGUGGCCCCUGCUCAGCCUCAUGGGCGUUCUGGUGCAGUGGCGGGUGACAGCCGAGCGGGAUUCCCACACGGAAGUGGUCAUCAGCCGGCAGCGCCGACGUGUGCAGCUGAUGCGGAUUCGGCAGCAAGAAGAACGCAAGGAGAAGCGGCGCAAAAAGAGACCCCCAAGGGCUCUCCCCAGAGGCUCUCGGGCUCCUCCGAGGCCUGGGCCCCCUGACCCUGCUUAUCGGCGUAGGCCAGUGCCCAUCAAGCGCUUCAAUGGAGACAUCCUCUCCCCGAGUUACAUCCAGAGCUUCCGGGAUCGGCAGACCGGGAGCUCUCUGAGCUCCUUCAUGGCCUCGCCCACAGAUGCGGACUAUGAGUACGGGUCCCGGGGCCCGCUGACGGCCUGCUCUGGGCCUCCCGUGCGGGUAUAG